This is a messenger RNA of Cladocopium goreaui, 1518 nucleotides long. NCBI's taxonomy places the organism in Eukaryota, Dinophyceae, Suessiales, Symbiodiniaceae. The record is from the annotation of a GenBank genome assembly.
AUGUCUGCGAAAGCUUUGGUGCUUUGUGAUGCUGCAGCGGUUCAUGGGUGCCUGAUGUAUGAAAAAAUCAGAGAUCGUUUCGAAAAGGAAGCCAAUUGCAUAUUACUACACGGUGGUUCCAGCUCGCAUCACAGCCAAAAAAGAAUUUCAAUCCCUGGCGGUUGGGGGGCCACUGGUGCCCCCAAUGACGCAUUUCAUCAGUGGUACCACCUGAUGCGCAGAGCUUUCCAGAAAGCACAUGCAGGGAUGUCAGAUGCAGUGGAGCUACGUCAUGCCAUGGACCAGCUUGACAUCGCAGUGGACGGAAACAACAGAAUGUCGCUAAGCAUCGAAUGUUCACUACGAGCUGAUGCAUUUGCACUUCGCAAGCUGGCUGAGUAUUCCGACGGAAAGUUAAUCCUGUGGAGUUGGUCCUCCCGUGGUCUCAUCAGCCUUGAAUGGAUUGCUGAACUUUACCAUGAUGGAGAUCUUGCUGCUGCAACUGAGGCCCUAUCAGCUGUCAAAGGCAAACUGGCUGAGCUAUGCAAGUUCAAUGAGUUGCCUAUCGUUGAUGGGGCUGAGGAUAAGCAAAGUGAUGCACCUAUGCUGGAAGGCGAGGUUUUGAGUUUUUGGGCUAUCUCGGAUCCAACCACUGACUCAGAACCAAUUCCACUUCCGAUCUGGACCAGAGCAUCGAUAGACAAGGCCAUUUUGAAGUGGCGAAACCAGGCCACUGUGUGGGAAGAACGAAUAGCUAAACGUUUACUGGAAGGCAAAACCAAACUGCCACCGAAACAGCAGAAGUCCUAUGAUGAGUUCAUUUCCAGCAAUGCCCGCAGCAUUGUUUUCGACAAACGGAGGAAUGCAGAAGUUGUGAACUUUGCUUCCAAGUCUGUAAGCACGUUGAAGAAACACUGUCUACUCCUUGUGAUACACAUGAGUGAUGAUGCAGAACAACUUGGUGUGACAACUGGUUGCGGAAAAGAAUGGAAGCUUCGUCUGUUGCAGCAAAGCAAGCCGGUCAGUGACGUUGUGCCAAAGGAGGUGGAUCACUUUUCAGGAAACUUGUUGAAAGACCAUGCACUAUGUGACAAAGAAUGCGCCGAAGAUCAAGGUGAGAACAUUGAAGAUGUUCCCGACCAACCGCAUGGCAACGAUGAGAACAUGGAUGAAGAGAACUAUCACAUGGAUGAAGCUGAAAUAGAAUGGUUCAAUGAUUCGGACUCUGACUCUGAAGGUGAAGAUCAUGAUGCAGCAGCCGAUGCACCAAGUGAAGGUGGCACUACUGGCCCGGCUCUACGCGUACCAGCCGUGGAGAAGCAAGCCGAGUACAUUCGCUUGAAGGAUUUGGGCAAAUCAAAAGGCAAAGGGCGAUCCUACGAUGAUUGGGGCUAUGAGGAGAAGAGCUACGGCAAGUCGUCCGGCAAGGGCUGGGGCAAGUCCUCCUAUGAUUCUUAUGGCGGUGGAAAGUCUGGCGGGAAGUCUGGUGGAAAGUCCUCCGGCAAGGGCAAAGGCAAGAGCAAGGGUGGCUACUACUGA